AUGUCAUUAUGCAUUGUUUACAAGAAUAGUCGUGGUGAUUUUCACCAUUAUCUAAUCAAAGAGCGAUUUGAUGAAAAUCUUGGUACAAAUCUGCUUUAUGUAGAUUGUGGUGACGAAGAACCACCUGAAUUUAUUGGCAUUGAAGCACUUAUCAAAUAUUACACCAUUUAUGCAUCGUUGCAUUCGUUUUCACUGGCAAAUGGACUUAAUGUGGACGUUUUCCCAUGGUGGCAUUUAAUCAGCAAUGUUUGA
Loa loa (African eye worm) is the source of this 252-nucleotide messenger RNA. RefSeq lists its product as hypothetical. Bases 1 to 252 code for a protein of 83 amino acids. The record is from RefSeq and is a predicted model, not a curated record. NCBI's taxonomy places the organism in Eukaryota, Metazoa, Nematoda, Chromadorea, Rhabditida, Onchocercidae. The transcript is spliced from 3 exons.